UCUCUCUCAAUGUCUAACAAUAGAAUGGAUGGUGUUGAAGACCAAGAAGCUCUGUUUCACUCCUACCCUUGUGCCUACUAUGUCCAAAGCCCUUCCACUAUUUCCCAUGCCAACAGCACUGACAUUAGAACCAACAACAUUGAUGAAUCCACAUUCCACUCCCCAGUUCGCUCAGAAACCUUCCUUACAAACCCCACAAACCCAAACCACAGCAUCGAAGCCUCACGUUUCACUCUCUCACGCUACUCUUCCUCUCGUGGAUCAAACAACUCACUAAUCUUGCAUGAAAAGAAGAAUAAUAGUAUUAUUGCUUAUGAUGUUCAAAGCAAUGGGACAGCCGGGACUCAUGAGAAUUGUGAGAACCGUUUGAUCAUUGUUGAUCAUCAUGGAGGGGUUGAUGACGAUGAGGAGGAGGAAGAGAAUGAUGAGAAAGAAUUAUAUUAUGGGAGAGGAAGAGGGUUUUGGAGAAGGUAUUGUACUUAUCGUAAUUCUGAUUCAUGUCUGUGGAUUUGCUUGCAAAUAUGUUGGAGGGCAAUACUGAGCUUGGGAAUUGCAUUGCUUGUGUUUUACAUUGCUACAGAGCCACCACCACCCAAGUUAUCCAUCAAGAUUGCAGGAAUUAGCCAAUUUGUGCUAGGGGAAGGAGUGGAUGCCUCAGGUGUUACAACUAAAAUACUCACCUACAAUUGUACCAUCAAUUUAGUGAUUGAUAACAAGUCCAAGCUCUUUGGCCUUCACAUUAAUCCUCCAAUAAUGGAAAUGUCAUUUGGUCGCCUCACUUUCGCAAUGUCAUAUGGUCCAAAGCUAUAUGCUGAGAGUGGCUCCACAUUGUACCACUUAUAUGUAGAAACGAAGAAUAAGCCAAUGUAUGGUGCUGGAAGAAACAUGCAAGACAAGCUAGAGUCUGGAAUGGGAUUACCACUAAUUUUUCGAAUGAGGUUGAACUCAAAUUUCCGAGUUGUUUUGAACCUUAUCAGGCCUAAAUUUCAUCAUCAAGCUGAAUGCCUAUUAGUCCUUAAUCGUGCAUAUGAUAAGAAACAUCGAACCCAAGCAUAUAAUAGCACUUGCACAAUUACUUCUUAAUCCUUGUUAUUAAUACGUGUUUGGAAUACACAAGUAUAGAUAGUGAUCAAGCAAGCGAAGAUGUUUGGCAUGUGAUUAUAAAU
Molecule: messenger RNA, 1166 nt
Organism: Quercus lobata
Lineage: Eukaryota; Viridiplantae; Streptophyta; Magnoliopsida; Fagales; Fagaceae
Exons: 3
Coding region: 10-1083 (357 amino acids)
Source: RefSeq, a predicted model, not a curated record